Halichondria panicea is the source of this 3279-nucleotide messenger RNA. RefSeq names its product E-selectin-like. The record is from RefSeq and is a predicted model, not a curated record. The transcript is spliced from 12 exons. Lineage: Eukaryota; Metazoa; Porifera; Demospongiae; Suberitida; Halichondriidae. The coding region runs from base 816 to 3113 and encodes 765 amino acids.
GAUUAGAUAUUUGCUAAGUGGGCAUUUCUGGUUACACUAAGAGCAAUGGCUAGCUUUAAGCAAGGAAUUAUAAGGCAAGCUUCCCUUCAUGAAACUCCUGUACCAAAUGCCAGCAGAGAUUCAAUUGAAGCUACACCACUCUUGAGUAGCAAUGACCAGAAAUAUGGAAGGAAUGGUUGAACUGAUGUACAAGACAAUGUAAUUGUCCAGUUGUCAAAGGGAUUCGACUUCAAGGUCAUGUGAUUCCUAAGGAGAACAUUCAGCCUGGUUAUUUCAGCUGCUAUCGCUCCACUGCUGCUGAGAAGACCAAUCGAACCACAAUCACUGGUACGGAGAGUCUGCAUGCAGGUGCUGUCGAGUAUGAGCUGGGGGUGGAGUCUAGAGUGACGACCAGGGAAUGCAGUGGUAUGUGAUUAAGAUCAAAAAGGUUUGUCCAGUUGUCCUUGCCUCAAUUAAUGUACAAUGAUGAGAGUGAAUUAAUGACAGUACACCUAUAACUAAGGAGAUGUUCAACCAAUUACGUGUCUGUUUUAGCCUGAGCUUAAUACCAUAAGCCUGGUAACCGGUAAUUGUGUGAGUGCAUGACUGGCUGUCUGAAACUAGAGAAUCUGAAUUGGAAUGUUUCACUGCUCGCUCAAAUGGUGUCUGAUUACAAAGCGCAGAACAGCUGAAUAUUCAAGUAAUGCGGACUAAAACCUGUAAGUAUUUAUAGAUUACUGCCCAUCUGUUUACAAUGAUGUAAUUAAUAUAUAUGGGAGUGCCACAUUUACAUAGAUUAUAUACACAGUAAAAAAAGAGUUGAUAUAUACAAGUGAAUGAUGGCCUUCAGUAUCGUUACAUUAAUUUUGGCUGUAACUAUUUGCAUUUCAAUUGGACAUGCACAACCAGGUAAGUGGUAUGUCCUGUAUACCUAUCAUGAAGGGAACAUAACAUUUCUCCUGGCAGUGUUUCUGACUUUGAGAUCAACUACCAUCACCAUCAACAACACUAAUAUCCUCAUCACUGCUAUCGGAGAGGAUGCUAAUGGUGGUCUACCUCCUCUCACGUGUCACACUGACCUCACUGCCUGCUGUAGAAGUAGAGCUGACAACAAUGGUAAUGGAGGACUGGGACAUUGGGCGUAUCCUAAUGGGAGUGUGAUACUGAACAAAUAUGCUUCAGCGAAUGCUGGACAGCAGUUUUACAUUGUGAGGAAUGCUUCCCAACUCAUCAGACUGGCUCGUAGAGAAUUCGAAAGUAUUAACUUUCUAAAUCUAACCGGGUCCUACUGUUGCACUGUGCCAACUAUGAGAGGAGACAUGACACUUUGUGCCAACUUGGUGGUAUGCCCAUCUCUCACUCUGACCAACGGGAUAAUAUCCUACUCCAACUCAACACUUACUGUGGCUACUCAUACUUGCAAAAAAUGGUUCCCUCUGGUUGGAGACAAUACUAGAACGUGCUCUAACUCUGGUAGCUGGUCUGGAUCAGCACCACAUUGUCGAGUGUUUUGCAGAGAUUUAGACAAGCAUAUGGCAGAUAUCACUAUUAUGUACAACGAUGGUACCAGAGAUGAUAGACCACCAGGCACCGAAGCCAUUUACGAUUGUCACACAGGAAACACUCUUAAUGGUGAAGCAGUGAGGAGGUGCCAGGAUGAUGGAACAUGGAGUGGUAUAGCCCCUACAUGUCAACCUGUGGAUUGUGGGCAGAUCUUUGCUCCUUCACAUGGACAAAUAAGCUUAACGAGAGGGACACUCUUCAACAGCCAAGCCGAGUACACCUGUGACAACUGUUUCCGUAUGAACGGAGUUUCAGUACGUAUUUGUGGGGCAGAUGGAGACUGGGUUCCUGAUCCACCUACUUGCCGAGUUCUCAGUGACUGUGGCCGGCUCACUGCUCCCAUGAAUGGAACUGUUGAGAGCUCUCCCAACACUGAGUGUGGCAGUGUGGCCACCUACAGUUGUGCUAGCGGCUUUGUCUUGGAGGGGGUGGUCUCACGAUUGUGUCAACAAGAUGGGCAGUGGUCUGAUGAAAUGCCAAGCUGUGAUCCCGUUGAUUGUGGGCCUUUAAUAAAUCCUCAAAAUGGAACUGUCAACACAUCCUUGGGGACUACCUAUACACGUGAGGCUAUCUACUCCUGUAAUAGUGGAUAUUGUCUGAAUGGACCCGAGAGACGUACAUGCAAUGCUGACCGACAAUGGAGACCGGAAGCCCCUACUUGCAAUCCUGUGGAUUGUGGUCCCCUCCUUAAUCUUACUAAUGGACGAGUGGACACAUCGUCUGGAACAAAAUUUAUGGAUAGAGCUAACUACACUUGCUAUGUUGGGUACGAUUUAGUUGGAGUAAGCUCAAGGGAGUGCCAAGAAGAUGGUCAUUGGUCUCAUUCAGAACCAGUUUGUAAAAUUGUUGAUUGUGGUCCACUGGAGCCUCCCGAGAACGGACAACCUAAAAACACUGAGUUGAGAACAACCUACACGAGUGUGGCUGUGUUUUGUUGUGAUGAAGGUUACGUAUUAAACGGAGCAGCUAGUCGUACAUGUACUGCCAGUGGAGAUUGGUCAGCAUCAGCACCAUCAUGUGACCCCAUGGAUUGUGGUGUUCUUGAGGCUCCAGCUAAUGGUCAUGUGAACACAUCUCAAGGCACUCACUUUAUGGACACUGUCGUGUACAGCUGUGCCACAGGCUACAACCUCACUGGAUGCCCCUCAGCUGUGUGUCAGUCCAAUGGCACCUGGUCAUGUGACCCUCCCUUCUGUGCCGACAAUACAAUGAUCCAACUCAAGUUCGGGCCAACUCGCUAUUGUGUGGAGUGGACUGAUGAAACGGUUAAUUUGAUGUACAAGAUCAUGCACAUUGCCAUCACCAAGGCAGUACAAAGUCAAAAGAGUGGAAAUGACAUUCCCAUGAGGAAUAUUCAACCUGGCUACUUCACAUGUUACAAAUCCCCGACAAGGACGACGUAUCGAACCACGAUCACUGGUACGAAGAGUCUGAGUGCUGUUGAGUAUGCUGAGUUAAUUAGCGAGUGGGUGGAGUCUGGAGUGACCACCAGGGUGCUGUGGUACGCUAUUAAGAUGGAAAAGGCCUGUCCAGUGGUCAUUGCCUCCAUGUACGAGGAGGAGUGUGAAUAACUGUCCAAUUAAAACCUGGAGACAUUGUUGCUGCUAGCUAAAAACACAUUUUUUUUUAUUAAUAAGUGACUGUAGCCACUGUGCUGUACCAGAGGUGCUGCAUACAUGUACAUGUAUGUAUACCAAUGUAGCAAAAGUUCACAUUAUUAAAAUAGAGAAAAAUCGG